AUGCCCCCAGUCGUUUCGAUACUGCUGGCCUUGGAUCGCGAUAGCAUCUUGCGAAUUGUCGUUCGUGCUCAAAGGUCAGCCUGGUCAGGUCUUGUCGCCGCUUGUCGCCGCUCCAUCACAAGCGAUUGCGACAACAUGAUCGACAUGCCGCUGUUCGGCAACGAUGUGAUGCUCCACAACGGAGAACCUGAUGUUCCGAUCUUGCUGCGUGGCAUCUCCGUCUGUUGCUGGGGACACCCUUUACUACUGGCCAGUCUGGUCUAUAGUCAUGUAAGCACCCUCCAAGGUGUGCCUGUUUUAGAAUGGACUGUGAUCAUUGCACAUGAUGGUGGCAGCACGUAUGCGAAGGACCGCACACGUACCUCUCGCAAGGUUCCAGCUGAAGCAAAAUUGGGACACGUCUGA
Sphaerulina musiva SO2202 is the source of this 405-nucleotide messenger RNA. RefSeq lists its product as uncharacterized. Lineage: Eukaryota; Fungi; Ascomycota; Dothideomycetes; Mycosphaerellales; Mycosphaerellaceae. The transcript has 3 exons. The record is from RefSeq and is a predicted model, not a curated record. The coding region runs from base 1 to 405 and encodes 134 amino acids.